CCCCUGCCGCAUCGCCGUGACAGCAGCGCGAGGAGGAAGCUAGGCCAUCGUCGCCGAGAGAGUGCGCGACAGUGUGCCGAAAAAGAGGGUGGUGUCGCCUGUACGACGACGAGUAUACGAAGGUGGGCCCCCUCUCUGUGAAGAAGGUGCUCUCGUGCAACGAACACGGUGCGGAUAGGACACUCGUUACCUCUACGCGCGUACACAGGAAGGUAAAAGGCCAUCCGUGAAAAGUAGUGUCGUCUGGGGUCUCGCGCUGCUUGUCGCCAUCUCUUCCCACACUCCUGCCCUCCACGUUCACCUUCCUUCCUUCCUUCCUUCGGUCUUGUUACACUCUUAACUUUUCGUCAUCCCCGACUAUCGGUCGAACGUCGUUAGCAUAACGUGAAGUAGAAAACGUGAAAACGGUGCGAAGAGAGUGACAGAGAAGAUAAAAAGAGAGCGAGAGAGAGAAAAGAAAGUGCGCGCGCGAGCGCGCACUCUCGUGCGAUGUGAUAAUCGCGUGUGCGACUGUUAUUGAUGUGCGAGGUAGUGUUGACGACGAGGGAAACGACAUCAACGGCGAGUACCGGGGCUAACUUCAGGCGGUGGCGGAGGAGGAGGAGGAGAAUCGCCGGAGAGAUACCGGCCAACCUAACCUAGUAGACGCAGCAGGAGUAGCGGGUGAGAAAGAGGCAGCGGGGACGCAACCUUUUCAAGUCGCGGUGUAGGUGUGGAGGCGGAGGUGGAGGCGGUCGAGAAGGCUUCAGGAUGAGCGGACGACCGAGAACCACCUCCUUCGCCGAGGGUAACAAGCAGCCCGCGAAUCCGCCCCUCGGCGGUAUGAAGAUUAGUAGUGGUGCAAUGUACCCUGCAGGCAAGGAUGGCAGCAAGGUAACGACUGUAGUAGCGACUCCUGGUGCUGGUCCGGAUCGUCCUCAGGAGGUCGCGUACACCGAUACCAAGGUCAUAGGCAAUGGCAGCUUUGGGGUGGUAUACCAGGCGAAACUCUGCGAUUCGGGAGAGAUGGUUGCUAUCAAGAAGGUUCUCCAAGAUAAACGAUUUAAGAACAGGGAAUUACAAAUUAUGCGACGCCUCGAACAUUGCAACAUUGUGAAACUCAAAUAUUUCUUUUAUUCUAGUGGUGAUAAGAACAUCUUAACCGCGACUAAUCCGGUUUUUCACGUUGACAAGGACGAGGUUUAUCUUAAUCUAGUCCUGGAAUACAUACCCGAAACUGUGUACAAAGUCGCUCGACAUUAUAGCAAAAGCAAGCAGACGAUACCAAUCAGUUUCAUCAAGUUGUAUAUGUAUCAACUGUUCCGUUCGUUGGCAUACAUCCACUCGCUGGGUAUUUGUCACAGGGAUAUCAAACCACAGAAUUUGCUGCUAGAUCCGGAUACUGGUGUCUUGAAGCUAUGCGAUUUUGGUUCAGCUAAACACCUUGUGAAGGGCGAGCCAAAUGUGUCCUAUAUCUGCAGUCGCUACUAUCGCGCACCUGAACUCAUCUUUGGUGCUAUUGACUACACUACAAAAAUUGAUGUUUGGAGUGCAGGUUGUGUGCUAGCAGAACUGUUGCUAGGUCAACCAAUAUUUCCCGGCGAUAGCGGUGUCGAUCAACUGGUAGAGAUUAUCAAAGUCCUCGGUACGCCUACGCGCGAUCAGAUACGUGAGAUGAACCCCAACUACACCGAAUUCAAAUUUCCACAAAUUAAAUCACAUCCCUGGCAAAAGGUGUUCAGGGCGCGCACGCCGCCGGAAGCGAUGGACCUAGUGGCACGGCUCCUAGAGUAUACACCGUCGUUGCGCAUGACACCGUUGCAAGCGUGUGCGCAUUCAUUCUUCAAUGAAUUACGUGAACAAGGCACGCGGUUGCCAAGCGGCCGUGAAUUACCGCCGCUUUUCAAUUUCACCGAGCAUGAGCUGCGAAUUCAGCCGAUCCUCAACAGCAUGCUGAUACCCAAGUACAUGCAAUCGGCCGCCGCCACCACCGGUACAGAGGGGAAUCCCGGCGGGGGCGGCGGAGGGGGAGGCGGAGGUGGCCAGUCGGACGCCACGGGCGCCGCUGCCAGUGCUAGCGGUAAUUCUAGUGAUAAUAGCGCCAACAAUCCCAACACCACCACUAACACCACCGCUAUCAACACGCAAAACACUGACCCCAGCCAAUCGAACAUGGCUUGAACCGCUUUAUUCUAUCUUCUAUUUUUCUUUUUCCUUCUUAACGUUAUUAAAGAGUUGGGUUAUGACGUUGUUACGAUGGCAUGACGAAGUAACCAUCUUCUGACGAGGAUGUCCACGUUGUAAAUGCGAUAUAUCGCAUUGCGGAGUAAAUAAAUAUAAGGUUUUCACCUUCUUUCUAGCGAGAAGUAAUGUAGUACUGCGACGCGAUUCAGUGGAAUUAAGGCUCUUAGUUCAUCCAUAGAUACAUUGGGCCAGGGGAUCCUAACUCUCUUUAUCUUGACAAAGACGAAAGUUUGAUGAAUUCGUAAUUUUUAGAGGACAGAGCGCCGUCAAUUUAUUUCCUAACUACUUACUGACCUUUUUGUUGCCAAUAGUGACUGGUUGACCAACUUCUGUAAAUUAGAUAGUUAAAUUUCUUCUAUUUAAAAAUUUAUUCAUUUUACAUUCUAUUCUUUAUUCAUUUAAAGAUAAAAUCGCUAUACGGAACAGAUAUAUAAAUAGACGAAUUCCGAAGUAGAAUAUUGUCUAGUUUGCAAAACUAUAAUAACAUUUCAGACAUUCAUAAAGAUGUUCCUG
This is a messenger RNA of Mycetomoellerius zeteki, 2736 nucleotides long. Its product is annotated as glycogen synthase kinase-3 beta. NCBI's taxonomy places the organism in Eukaryota, Metazoa, Arthropoda, Insecta, Hymenoptera, Formicidae. Gene Ontology annotation, biological process: positive regulation of proteasomal ubiquitin-dependent protein catabolic process; negative regulation of canonical Wnt signaling pathway; peptidyl-threonine phosphorylation. Gene Ontology annotation, cellular component: axon; cytosol; nucleus. Gene Ontology annotation, molecular function: ATP binding; protein serine/threonine kinase activity. The transcript is spliced from 8 exons. The record is from RefSeq and is a predicted model, not a curated record. Bases 751 to 2160 code for a protein of 469 amino acids.